CAGCCUUCAGCCUCGCCCCCGAGAGCAGCACCUGCGGCCUGCCAGGAGUGGUGAUCUGGUGGCUACUGGCCCCUCUUUCUCCGGCUGUUAUGGCGGCUUUGCGGGCCUUUGGGGCGAAGGGCACCUGCUGGUUCCCUCGAGGCCCGGGCGCCCGGCUGCCCGCCCGCUUCUGCAGCCGGGUGCCGGCCGGGGCCGGGGGACCCGAGUCCGAGGUGCAGCUCACCUGUGCGCGGCAGCGGGACGGCAUCAGGGACAUUGUCUUGAGUAAUCCGAGGAAGAGGAAUGCCUUGUCACUUGCAAUGCUCAAGUCUCUGCAGAAGGACAUUCUUCAUGAAGCUGAAAGCAAAGAUCUGAAAGUGAUUGUAAUCUCAGCUGAGGGGCCUGUUUUUUCUUCCGGACAUGAUUUAAAGGAACUGACCAGUGAGCAAGGCCAAGGUUAUCAUGCUGAAGUGUUUCAGACCUGUUCCGAGGUCAUGAUGCUGAUCCAGAACCACCCCGUGCCUGUCAUCGCCAUGGUCAACGGCUUGGCCACAGCUGCCGGCUGUCAGCUGGUGGCCAGCUGCGACAUUGCCGUGGCCAGCGACAAGGCCUCCUUCGCGACUCCUGGGGUGAACGUCGGGCUGUUCUGUUCCACCCCCGGGGUGGCCUUGGGGCGAGCGGUGCCCAGAAAGGUGGCCCUGGAGAUGCUGUUUACCGGGGAGCCCAUCUCCGCCCAGGAGGCCCUGUUGCACGGGCUGGUGAGCAGGGUCGUGCCCGAGGCACAGCUGCAGGAGGAGACCAGGAGGAUAGCAACCAAGAUCGCCUCUCUCAGCCGGCCCGUGCUGGCUCUGGGCAAGGCCGCCUUCUAUAGGCAGCUGCCCCAGGACCUGAAGACCGCCUACUGCCUCACCUCCCAGACCAUGGUGGACAACCUCGCCCUGGAGGAUGGGCAGGAGGGAAUUGGGGCCUUCCUGAAGAAGAGGCGGCCCGUCUGGUCACACUGAGCCAUGGGAACAGAGCCGUGGCAGGGUAAGGCCAGCACUCAGCUCCUAGCCCAGCCACUGCUGCUGCCUCUGAACAGACCUCAGGGGCCUCUUAGGACACUGAUGUUGGUUCCACACGUGGCCAACAUCAGAAGCCGUGGUUUCGUGGAGAAAGAAUGAAACGGAGGGCAACUGAGGUGCUAACUCGGGAUGGUUGGUGAACCCCUGAGAAGGACCAGGUGUGGCAGAGAGCCUGGCAAGAGGACUCCUCCUCCCCACAACCUCAAGUGACUGACACCCUGACACAGCAGGUGACAUGAGAUUGAGGCAAGAAAAGAAGGUGCCAACCUGACCCUAUCCAGCAGUGUCCUCUAAAAAGGAGUUAAUUCUGGUUGCUCCAGAGAGGUGCAACAUUUCCAAUCUCCACGAGACACUCUUCACACUGGAAAUCUUCCUGAUUCUAAAGAGAAAUGAUGCCUUUGGCUUUGGAAUAAUCUUAUAUGAUUUAAAUAGAUUAAAUAUUUAUAGA
Molecule: messenger RNA, 1491 nt
Organism: Otolemur garnettii (small-eared galago)
Lineage: Eukaryota; Metazoa; Chordata; Mammalia; Primates; Galagidae
Gene: ECHDC3
Product: enoyl-CoA hydratase domain containing 3
Exons: 5
Coding region: 90-983 (297 amino acids)
Cellular component (GO): mitochondrion
Molecular function (GO): hydro-lyase activity
Source: RefSeq, a predicted model, not a curated record